AAGCUCUUAGGCCAUUUCGAAACUGGGAAGCUUCCUAUUUGAAGUUCUUUUCGGAGAUGGCAUAACCUCACUGUAAUUUGGAAAUAUGAAAGAGGUUUCCUGCUUUCGUUUACAGUAACUCUCUUCAAUUUCGUGAGUUCUGAGACGUUGUGGCGACAGCCAAUUCAUCGUCAAAUAGAGAAGAGAGCUUUUUAUUACGAAUCUUCGAUAUGCAAAACAUAGGUGACUUGAUAGCCCCAGCUCUGCUCAAUGACAUCGAUGGAAACGAUGAGAAGGAGGAGGUCAUCCUGGAUGAUGAUUCUAUUGCCGCAUGGGAAGGAUUUAUAGAAUCAAAGUCGAUGGCAGAACUGAUUUCUCCAGAGGACUUGGAGUGGGUGGACUCUUGCCUUGUGGCUGAGCCAGAAUUGUCCAUGGAAAGCUGGGCUUCUCUUAAAGAAGCGCUAAUUGAUAGUGUCACUGCUUUUACUGAUUCCUACGAGGUGAACAAUGCAGAUGAUCUUGAUGAGUCAGGUAAUGGCGAGAAAAUGGAGGUUGAUAAAGAAAUGGUUCUUGGGAAGCCAGAGAUUGCUAACGAUCAGGGAGAUUCUGCUCACGUUGGAGCACGGAUGAACUGCACUGGAGGGGAUGAUCGUAAUGAUAGAGAUGAGGGAAUUCAAAAAGAGAUCGAAUCACCGGAGAGUAUUUUCAGGGUGUGGGAUCUCCAGGAAGAGCAGGAAGGAAAGGAGCAUGAGCUGAUACCUGAACUAACGAGAGCGGUUUCAGAUCUUCAAGUGGCGAAGGAACGGGAGGAUGAGUUCUUAACUGAGCUGAAGCAAGCAGUUGCAGAGAGUAUUCUCAGGGAUAAGCAAAGGGAGGCCAUUGGUGCAGCAAUCACAGCUGAAGAUGGAAAGCUAGAUGACAUCAUUUCAAGUAUGGGCGAUUUAUCACUCUAAGCCGUCCUCCAAACAAAGUUAUCUGAAUUAUUUCGUUUGAAGUAAUCUGAUGAAAAAGUAUUUCGUAAAGAUUUAGUUAGUUUUAGGCUGUUGUCUGUUUCAGCACCGUUCCUUCAUCUUUUUAUAUGCCUUUUGGUAGAUUGCUUGCAGGCUGUUCUGAACCCAUAUACAGUGCGAAGGAAUGAAAUCUGUUAGUUUGUAAUUGAAGUUUUAUACUAUGAAAAUGGUUUCUUUAAUGUGAUUUUCUAC
Molecule: messenger RNA, 1181 nt
Organism: Dendrobium catenatum
Lineage: Eukaryota; Viridiplantae; Streptophyta; Magnoliopsida; Asparagales; Orchidaceae
Exons: 2
Coding region: 210-932 (240 amino acids)
Source: RefSeq, a predicted model, not a curated record